AUGGCGAAAUUGAGUUUCUUUGCUUUGGCCACUUGGCUCGGUCUGGCUGCUGCCAAGGAUGUCUACUUGGAUUGGAACGUCACUUGGGUUAAUGCUUCACCCGAUGGCUUUGAGCGUCCCGUCAUUGGUAUCAAUGGCGAAUGGCCUUGUCCCCAGAUCGAUGUCGACGUGGGCGACCAGUUGAUUGUCGAUGUAUACAACGGGCUUGGAAACGAGUCCACCGGUAUCCACUGGCAUGGUUUCCAUCAGUAUGCUACCGGUGUCAUGGAUGGAUCUAGUGGAGUCACUCAGUGCUCCAUCCCUCCUGGAUCCCAGAUGCAAUAUCACUUCGAUAUUAACCAGACUGGAACUUACUGGUACCACUCGCACGACAUGGGCCAGUACCCUGAUGGAUUCCGGGGUCCUUUGAUUGUGCACGAUCCUCACGCCCCUUUCCACUAUGAUGAUGAGUUCACGCUCACCCUAAGUGAUUGGUACCACCAGCAGAUGCCUGAACUGCUCAAUUCCUAUGAGUCGGAGCAGAAUGAGGCUGACAAUCACGGACGGGAGCCCCUCCCCAACUCGGCAUUGAUCAACGAUGCUACCAAUACAAAGAUUAAGGUCUUGCCAAACAAGACCUAUCUCGUUCAUAUCGUCUGCAUUGGAAAUUUCCCUGGUCACACCUGGGUCUUUGAUGGCCAUGAAAUGACUGUGGUUGAGGUCGAUGGUAUCUACGUCGACCCAUACCCUGCUGGGGACAAGUUCCUGCGUAUCGCUACUGGACAGCGUAUGAGUGUCUUGAUUCACACCAAGUCUGACACCAGCAAGAACUUCGCAAUCUUCGACACCAUGGACGUUAACAUGAUGUUCUUCUAUGAGCACCGUGAUAUCCCCGCUGGUUACAACCCCAAUGCCACUGCUUGGCUGGUGUAUGACGAGGCGAAGCCUUUGCCUGCGCCUCCCUCAUUCGGCGCAUUUGAUAACUUUGUCGAUGACCUCUCCUUUGUGCCUGUCGACCACGAGCCCUUGCUCCAGCCUGUGAACCACCAGAUCAUCCUGGAUGCCGGCUCUGCAGAAAUCAAUAAUAUCACUCGUUUCACCGUGAACAACCAGACUUACCUCCCACCCAAGGUCCCGACCCUGUACACUGCCAACACUGUCGGCCCCGAGUUCUCCUCCAACCCAGAAGUGUACGGCCAGGUCAACCCAUUCAUCGUGAAGUAUGGCGAUAUCGUCGAGAUCGUCAUCAACAACCACCACCCCAAUCUGCACCCGUGGCACUUGCACGGCCACCACUUCCAGGUUCUGCAGCGAUCAGCUGUUAACGGUGGCUACUAUACUGGGCUGUACAACAAUGUUUCUACGACCCCGGUCAAGCGCGACACCAUCAUGGUCCAGAACAAUGGCCACGCCGUCCUUCGCUUCCGCGCCGACAACCCGGGUGUCUGGUUGCUCCACUGCCACAUCGAGUGGCACGUCGAGGCUGGUCUGAUGGCAACCAUUAUCGAGGCCCCAGAGACAUUCCCCCAGACCCUGAAGGCUCCUCCUAACAGCCACUACAAGGCCUGCGCGGCCUACCCCAGUCCCAGCAGUGGAAACGCCGCUGGAAAUGACGGUCUUGACAUGACCGGUGCCAACACCAAGGUCGAACCCGGUAGCCACGGCGCUUUGUAUCACGGCAAGGACGUCAGCGCUCCCGCACCGGUAGCCUCAGCUCCUGCUCCUUUAGCUCCGGCCCCCGCACCCUUGGCUCAGGCUCCCGCGCCGGCGCCCAAGCCAAAUACCCAAGCUGCUGUCCCUGCUCCUAAGCCCACCACUCAGGCCCAGGCACCCGCUCCAAAGCCAACCCACACUCAGCUCACCGUCCCACAGGCUGCGCUGCCUAAGCCUCAGCCCAAUGCCCCUCAGCCUCCGGCCCAGCAGCCACCAGCGCCCAAGCCCAAGCCAGCCCAACAGCCACAUGCUCCUAAGCCGCGGCCCGUCGCUGAGCAGCCUCAACCUGAACAGCUCGAGGAGUACCAGCCCGAGCCCCAGGUCGCUCACCCCGCGCCACCGACCGCCCAGCCUCCCCAGGGCGAGUACGACUACCCAGAGUACUAUACCUACGAGCAGCCUCAGGCACCACAGCCCCAUGUGGAUGUUACCAAAAUCAAUUCCGAGAACAACUCUCAUGGCAGCAAGAACGACGUUCAAGUUGGUGACCCCAAUGAUCCCGAAGAUGAUCCGAUCCACGCCCACAUCGAGGACCACAAGGGCCCUUGGCCCGAAACCCACACCAACGACGGGUAUCUCACUCAGGGUGGACAAACUUACCACACCCAUGAUGAUGGGUAA
Molecule: messenger RNA, 2313 nt
Organism: Penicillium soppii
Lineage: Eukaryota; Fungi; Ascomycota; Eurotiomycetes; Eurotiales; Aspergillaceae
Gene: abr1
Product: multicopper oxidase abr1
Exons: 1
Coding region: 1-2313 (770 amino acids)
Biological process (GO): cellular response to iron ion starvation; reductive iron assimilation
Cellular component (GO): high-affinity iron permease complex
Molecular function (GO): ferroxidase activity; copper ion binding
Source: RefSeq, a predicted model, not a curated record